AUUUUCCUCCCCUGCUCCCGCGUGGCGUCACAUCAAAGCUCAGCUCUCGUCGCUUGUGCUGCCUGUAGCACACCACCGCCCAGCGCAGCUCCCGAGACACCGCAUUUCUCGUCUCCUCUCGCUCUCCGUCCAAGCAAGAAGUCAGGACGAACACGUCACAUUCGACCAUGGACAUGCCCACGGCGGCGUGCUCACCGUCCUCGUCGGCGCCGCCUCCGCCGUCGUCGUCCGGCGUCGAUGUGGCCGUUGACGCGCGGACAGAAGAGGUCCGGCGGCGCCUGCUCCUCGAUGCCGCCAUCGACGGCAACCUCGACCUCCUUGCCAGGAUGGCGCUGGAGUUGCUGCCGCCGGCGCCUAGCGCCACGGGCGCGGACGCCACCGCCGGCGUCUGGUCGACGUGCGGCAGGGCGCUGCACCUGGCCGCGACCAACGGCAGGACCGACGUCUGCCGCUACCUGGUCCAGGACCUCGGCAUCCCCGUCGACGCCCUCUCCGAUGAGCGCGAGACGCCGCUGCUCCUGGCGGCCACCUUCGGCCACACCGCCACGGCGGCCUGGCUCCUGGAGCGCGGCGCCAGCCCGCGCGCCCCGGACGUCGACGGCGAGACCCCGCUCCACUGGGCCGCUUACAACGGGGAUCGCGACCUGGCGAUGCUGCUCCUGUGCAAGGGCGCCGACGUGGGCGCGGCGAACCCCCGGGGCACAGCGCUUCACGUCGCCGCCAUGCGGGGGUGCCCGGAAGUCAUCCGUGUCCUGCUGCGCCACGGCGCCGAUCCCAACAAGUUCGCCAGCCGUGUCUUCACGCCCUUGGUCUCAUCGCUUCUUGGUGGCUCCGUGGAAUGCAUGAAGCUGCUCAUUGAGGCUGGGGCUAAUGUUCAUGCCGGUGGAUUCAGUGGAGCGACCCCUCUGUUGUUAGCGUGCAGCCGCCGUCGCAACAUCGGAUUCGUCAAGUGCUUGUUGAAGGCUGGAGCAGAUCCGAACCUUCCUGACGAACUUGGUAGGUUGCCGAUAGAAAUUGCUGCGGUCCAAGGUGGAAAAAGACUUGUUCAACUUCUGUUUCCUGUGACCCGAUGCCCUCCAAACAUGGUUGGCUGGAGUGUUGCUGGCAUCAUGAGUUAUGUGAAUUCUGCUGCUUACAAGGAGCGGGUGAGAAAGGACUCUUGUAAGAGGAAAGCUGAACUAAAACUAGAAGGGAACAAGGCCUACGAAACCAAGGACUACGACACGGCUAUACUUAUGUACAACAUGGCAUUGAAGUUCGAUGACCCAAAGGACAUAGACGCCUCCAUAUAUGCAAACAAGAGCCUCUGUUGGCUGCGCCUUGGUGUGGGCGACGAGGCGCUUUUGGACGCCCAGGCCUGCAUCAGGUUAUGGCCUGACUGGGGGAAAGGCUACUACCGCCAAGGCGAGGCCUUCCGCUUCCUGCAGGACUACGCCAGCGCUUACACCGCGUUUGUCAAGGCAUCGGAGCUUGAUCCGCAGAACCCCAAGAUCGCCAACGCCCUCCGGGAUCUCUUGGAGCGCACGAAGGGCGCCUCGGUUUCACGGUGCUUGGAGGGAGGGGUGCAAGGACGAAGUCAGGUUCUGUCUGGGCCGUGUGAUCAAGCAGUCCAAGGGCAGGGCUCUUUUGUGCAGGCAGUAGGUAGAGGUCAGCCACUAUCCAGUGGCCAGUAGGAAAAUGGUGAAGCGGUGUGAAAACUGUGGCGGGAGUCGGAGGAUGUAUAGUUGUUUUUCGGAGAAAGUCUAAAAAAAACCUUGAACUUGGAGUCGAAGGCUAAAUCAAACCCCGAACUUCUAAUCCGUGAAAUUAGUAUACCGAACUAUC
Messenger RNA from Triticum dicoccoides, 1824 nucleotides. RefSeq names its product ankyrin-3-like. The record is from RefSeq and is a predicted model, not a curated record. The transcript is spliced from 11 exons. The coding region runs from base 168 to 1673 and encodes 501 amino acids. Gene Ontology annotation, molecular function: protein binding. NCBI's taxonomy places the organism in Eukaryota, Viridiplantae, Streptophyta, Magnoliopsida, Poales, Poaceae.